UAAUUGGUGAGAAAAAAUUUAAUUGAAGGAAAGCAAGAAAAAUGACAUCACUUCAAACCGAAUGAGAACAGGCGAGGAAAAUUCUACUUUAUCUUGGAAAAUUAUGCUACAUGCAAUCGCAGCUACGGGAAGAGAUAUAGCGGUGUUUUGCAAUGCGAAUCUACGUCCGGGUCGAAGACGAGGCACAUGAAGAGCUUCAACUGCGAUUUCGCGAACGAGGAUAGAGCGGUUCCCAUGGCGAACAGCGGCCACGGGGUCGCCGUUAAUGGCGUGGGCGCUCCUGGUUCGGGCACUUUGUCAAGGGAGGAGAGACGCAGGCGAAGAAGAGCCACCCAAAAGUAUCGAACCGCACACGCUACACGGGAAAGAGUCAGAGUGGAGGCGUUCAACUUGGCGUUUGCGGAACUACGAAAGCUACUGCCGACCUUGCCACCAGACAAGAAGCUCUCGAAAAUCGAAAUUCUUCGGCUGGCAAUUUGCUAUAUCGCUUACCUGAAUCACGUACUCCAAGCUUGAAUUUGCGUAUCUCAAUGAAUAGAGAAAGAAGACUUAGAACUCUGUUUCUUCAUCAUCAUAUGCUGAUUGAAAUGCGAACUGACUGUCGAUCAUUUUUUUAAAGAAUAAGAAAACAUUACUUAUACAUAUUAUUUU
Pogonomyrmex barbatus (red harvester ant) is the source of this 651-nucleotide messenger RNA. RefSeq names its product helix-loop-helix protein 1. The record is from RefSeq and is a predicted model, not a curated record. Lineage: Eukaryota; Metazoa; Arthropoda; Insecta; Hymenoptera; Formicidae. Gene Ontology annotation, molecular function: RNA polymerase II cis-regulatory region sequence-specific DNA binding; DNA-binding transcription factor activity, RNA polymerase II-specific; protein dimerization activity. Gene Ontology annotation, biological process: regulation of transcription by RNA polymerase II.